Molecule: messenger RNA, 697 nt
Organism: Chenopodium quinoa (quinoa)
Lineage: Eukaryota; Viridiplantae; Streptophyta; Magnoliopsida; Caryophyllales; Amaranthaceae
Product: auxin-responsive protein SAUR21-like
Exons: 1
Coding region: 150-425 (91 amino acids)
Biological process (GO): response to auxin
Source: RefSeq, a predicted model, not a curated record
GUAUAAAUAGCAACUAAAGCCUUUGGAUUUGCAUCACACUCAAAACUCAUCUCUUACAAUCAAAAUAACAUCCAAUUCUUCAGUCUCAAGUUCUUACAUCGAUCUCUCUAUUUUCCUCUCUUGCACGGUUUACUCCCAACAAUACAUACAUGGCUAUUCGUUUUCCUUCCAUGCUUUCUCAUGCAAAGCAAAUUCUUGCAAGAAAUCAGCAAGUAGUCCCAAAGGGACACGUACCAGUUUACGUAGGAGAGCAGGCUGAUAAGAAGAGAUAUGUGGUGCCUCUUUCAUACUUAAGCCACCCUACAUUCCAACAAUUGCUACAACGUGCUGAAGAAGAGUUCGGCUUUGAUCAUCCUAUGGGUUGUCUGACGAUUCCUUGCACUACAGAAACGUUCUUCAAACUAACUUCUGAAUUGAAGUGCUAAUGGACUGAUGUGAAGAACAAACAACAAUGUUUCAUUGACUUAGAUUUUUUAUGGGUUUUUUUUUUUGUAAAGAUGUCUAUCAACCCUGCACAAAUUAACACUGUAUAGAAUACAAUGUACUUUUCCCCCCAUCUGCAUCAUUCAGAGGGGUGGCUCUUAAUAUAAUUUCAAAGACUCGAAUUUUGGAUUAUCAUUGUUUACCUCUUAAUUAUUUUCAGUUUAUCAGAUUUAUUUCUGUACUGUCAUUCCUUAUGAUCCUGUAACAGUUCUGU